Messenger RNA from Penicillium digitatum Pd1, 2643 nucleotides. Its product is annotated as putative cell wall proline rich protein. The record is from RefSeq and is a predicted model, not a curated record. Lineage: Eukaryota; Fungi; Ascomycota; Eurotiomycetes; Eurotiales; Aspergillaceae.
AUGCACUCACCGUUGCCUAAUCCUCCAUUCGUCUUUCCAGCACGGGACCCAGAUUGCCCCAACACUCAAUUGAAGACCCCUGAGCGCCGGGAACGUGCCGCAUUGCCUGCCUUCUCUUUUAAUCCCGGAUCAGAACAGCAGUCACCACAAUUUUCAGCACCUUCCUUGUCGAAUCCUCGCGCGGGCGGACACCGUCGGCGACCAAGCGAGUUUAUUGGAACUGAUUACUUGGUAACACCGGAAACAAUUGGACCAGGCCACAAAAGGGCGUCUUCCAUGGCAGAUCAACAUCUUCCGCCUCCAGGGCCUGGUGUUGGUAGGGUUCCUGGACGACGGAACCACGCUCAUCGCCGUUCGGCUGCGAUCUCUAAUGUUGACUUGAAGGCCAUCACCAAGGCACUUGGCCCUAAUUCUGGAAUGGCAAGUGCGCCAUCUACACCCGCCGACCCUAAUCACAAAUCGGCAUCCGAUCUUCCUUCACGACCGCUUUCUCAACCGGCUAUCAGCCUUGGCCGCCCCACGCCCCCUGCGUCACCUCAACUCCCUCCCGUCCCUCCCGUGCCUUCCAUUCCGGCUGCCCUUCAGGUGGAAAUGGCCUUGAAAAACCAGAUGUCGAAUUUUGAACAACCAGUCUCCGCUAGUUCGCAGGAUAAUUCGGAUUUUUUGCCCACAAUUCAGUUGACGCAAGAGAUGGAGAAACCUACAAUCUCAGAUCGAGCAACUCCACUACCUGACUACAACACCAAAUCUCGACCAAAAACUGCCGAUGCCUCUUUGGCGGUAGAUUUUGUGCAGACGGAUGAUGACUCGGGGACCCCUUUCAAACGGUCGCACUCGGCCGCUGGGCACUCACGCUCUCGGAAGAGCAAGUCAACACCGCAUCUCAACUCUACUCUCUCGCCCGAUGAUAUCCAGUCGACAGACAACUACCGGCCUUCAUUCUCGGACGAUGGUUCUGAAACAUCUGGCGAUGAAGCGACAGAGAACUCGUCUGACAAAUGCCCCAUCAAGUUGAAAAAGAAGAAGCAGAAACGCGUUCGCUCUUGGGCCGGUCACAUUCUAACUCGAACUAAGAGCAAAGGUAAGGGUAAGCGCCAUGCGAAGGUCGACACAAAAGAGGAACCGCCUGUGCCUCGCACUCUUGCGCUUCGUCCCCCUGCUCUGACUCGCACCAACUCGGGGACGGGAUCGAUCUUAGAUGUUGAUUUUGAUAAUGACGGUGUCGUUGUCAUCCGUACACCGACCAACCCGACAAUGCCUCUUUCUGCGCUUGACCCUAUUCAAAGUCAUCACCAAACUGAUCAAGGUUGUUCUUCAUCUACACAAUCCCUAGAGAGCUCUUGGAAACCAAGAAGUUUUUAUGAACAGGGAGUUAGUCCGAACGACAAUGUGCUAAGUAGCCCUAUCAUCGACCUCGAUGCUGCACUCGGUCCUUUCAACACUCCAGACAUGCGACCAGGGAUGCAGGGUGCGCCUAACAACAAAUUUUCGGUUGCAACUCAACGAAUGUACAGCGGUGGAAGACGGGGUGAAUUUGUUGGCCCAGAGAUGCGGUACCAUCGGCGCACGGAAAGUGCUCCGGCGAUGCAACCAUUCGACCGGGCAGCUCUAGGCGCAUUCCGUUUGGGUCCGACCUCGGCAGUGGAAACGCCCGAUGUGUUUGACGAGGAGGAGGAGGAUGCUUUCCUGGCUGCUUCCCAAUCACCGAAGGGCGAGCGGCUUCCUGUGGAUGCAUCAACGACUGACAGAGCAGUUUUCUCAUCAUCGGAGGAUGAUCUCAAAUCCAUUCACAGCAACGAUACCUCUGGUACGGGUGAUACUUUGACUUACGCCCCCACUGACAGCAUUUCCUCUCAAAAUGCUGGCUUGGGCAUUCGACAAGGCGAUAAACAUCUGAACCGGGAACAGCAGGAGCAAAGAAGUGUCCUUCAGCAGGUGCAUAAUGCCAGCAAUCCUUUCGACAGCAAGCCCCGAACCCCCGUAAAAAUUUUGAAGACGGAAGAACCUGCGCAUCAAAUGACCAGACCUCCCAGUCCCGAGAUUUCUCCUCGGUUCCUAGCUAUCGACAAGCGGCCAGUGACCUCGCCCAUUGAGCUGCUGCCCAACAUUCCACCAUUCGCGUUGCAACCGGGGGUUUCUCCGUCCGACUCGUCUUUCCCGUCUCCAGAAGCUCCACGAUCCAUUGCGGCAUCCUCGAUGACCGACCGUAACCUUUCCAGUCGCUCAUAUCAACAUCUUCCUUCGGCGGAAUAUCCUUACGCAUCAGUUGAAGAUGUUCCAUCUUUGACCAGCAGUGCAUCGACCAUGACCAACACUCUGAAUCGUUUCUCGGCGGCUUCUUUCUUCCCCCGUGGACGACUUUCGACUGACCGCGCGGCUUCCUUCUCGGCUGCUGGUACCAGACGUACCAGCCAGGCCAAUGCCUCAAAACGCUCCAGUCUAGCCAGCCUUUCCAAGCUGGUCGGGAGUACACAUUCUGAGCGGAGCAAGCUCAGCCAAGAGGAGAAACCUCCCAACAAUGCAUCUGGCAAGACUAAGAAGAAGGGCCGCCGUCUCAGCCGAAUGAUGCACUUUUGGAAACCUAAGGACAAAGAAAAGUCUUCCAACGAGGCAGCAACGGCAAACGAACGGUCGCAGUCAUAA